Prunus armeniaca (apricot) is the source of this 2049-nucleotide messenger RNA. The record is from the annotation of a GenBank genome assembly. Lineage: Eukaryota; Viridiplantae; Streptophyta; Magnoliopsida; Rosales; Rosaceae.
AUGCCUGAGAGAGACUCUGUCUCUUGGACUACAAUGAUGUCUGGCCAUUUUAAUAAAGGGCAACCAGUGGAUGCAAUUAAAGUUUUUGCUGCAAUGGUUCAGAAUUGUGAGAGUUUUUCCGACCCAUUUUCCUUCUCUUGCGUAAUGAAGGCUUGUGGUAGUCUUGGCAACAUCAAAUUGGCUCUUCAGUUGCAUAGUCUUGUGGAGAAGUUAGAAUUUGGAAACAACAUGACUAUUCAAAAUUCGAUUAUCGAUAUGUACAUUAAGUGUGGUGCAUUGAGUUGUGCUGAGAAAAUGUUUUUGAGGAUCCCAAGUCCUAGUUUGUUUUGUUGGAACAGUAUGAUCUUUGGUUACUCUAAACUUUAUGGGGUUCAAAGGGCUCUUCAUAUGUUUUUUCAAAUGCCUGAACGUGACUGUGUGUCUUGGAACACCAUAAUUUCAAUCUUUUCUCAGCAUGGGUUUGGGAUUCAGAGUCUCAGUAUGUUUGUUGAGAUGUGGAACCAAGGUUUUAGACCAAAUUCUAUGAUAUAUGCCACCGUACUUAGUGCAUGUGCAAGCAUAUAUGAUCUGGAAUGGGGUACCCAUUUGCAUGCUCGGAUCAUCCGUAUGGAACCAAGUCUUGAUGUCUUCGCAGGUAGUGGACUGAUUGAUAUGUAUGUGAAAUGUGGACACUUGCAUUUUGCACGGCAGGUGUUUAACAACAUGACAGAACACAAUGCAGUUUCUUGGACUUCUUUGAUCAGUGGAGUUGUGCAGUCUGGACUUGAGGACGAAGCUUUAGUACUGUUUAACCAAAUGAGAAAGGCUCCUGUUUCCUUGGAUGAGUUUACUCUCGCAACAGUUCUUGGGGUUUGUUCAAGCCAAAAGCAUGUUUUAGUUGGGGAACAGCUCCAUGGAUAUACAAUCAAGGCUGGAAUGAUCUCUUCUAUUCCUGUAGGGAAUGCUCUUGUUACGAUGUAUGCAAAGUGUCAAAAUACUCAUAAAGCAAAUCAGACAUUUGAGUUGAUGCCAUUCAAAGAUAUAAUAUCAUGGACAGCAAUGAUCACGGCAUUUUCUCAAGUUGGUAAUGUUGAAAAAGCUCGAGAGUAUUUUGAUAAAAUGCCACAGCGGAAUGUCAUAACUUGGAAUUCAAUGUUAGCAACAUAUUUUCAAAAUGGUUUUUGGGAAGAAGGCCUAAAAUUGUAUAUUCUAAUGCGAAGGGUAGAGAUUAACCCUGAUUGGGUCACCUUAGUAACUUCAAUCAGUGCAUGUGCUGAUUUAGCAAUAUUAAAACUUGGGAUCCAAAUUAUAGCUCAAGCUGAAAAAAUAGGGCUUGGUUCUAAUGUUUCUGUCACAAAUAGUGUUGUUACUUUGUAUUCACGAUGUGGGCGAAUUGAAGUAGCAAAAAGAGUGUUUGACUCAAUAUGUGACAAAAAUUUGAUUUCUUGGAAUGCGAUUAUGGCAGGAUAUGCCCAAAAUGGUGAAGGUAGGAAAGUGAUUGAGAUUUUUGAGAAUAUGUUGAAAAUGGACUGCACACCUGAUCAUAUAAGUUAUGUAUCUGUUCUAUCAGGAUGUAGUCAUUCAGGGCUCAUAAUAGAGGGGAAACACUACUUCAGUUCCAUGACUGAAGAUUUUGGCAUCAAUCCAACAUGUGAGCAUUUUGCUUGUAUGGUAGAUCUACUUGGCCGGGCAGGGUUAUUAGAGGAGGCCAAGAAUUUGAUUGAUACAAUGCCCUUUAAGCCAAAUGCUGCUAUAUGGGGGGCUCUGCUUGGCGCAUGUCGGGUUCGUCGCAAUUUAAAGUUAGCAGAAGUUGCAGUGAGAAAUUUGCUUGAAUUAGAUAUAGAUGAUUCUGGGAGUUAUGUCCUUCUGGCUAAUACAUAUUCUGAUUGUGGACAAUUAGAAGCUUUUGCGGAUGUGAGAAAAGAGAUGAGAAAGAAAGGAAUUGAGAAAAAACCUGGUUGUAGCUGGAUAGAGGUUAAUAAUAGGGUACAUGUGUUCACUGUAGAUGACACCCAUCAUCCACAAAUGAAGGACAUUUAUAGAAUACUUGAUGAGAUUAUUAAGAAAUAG